AGCUUUGAGGCACACCAGGAUGAGGCGGCUAGUGUGACGCACAUGGUGAAGGCAGGCAGCGGCGUGUGGAUGGCCUUUUCCUUGGGCGCCUCCAUUCGCCUUUUCCACACAGAGACUCUUGAGCACCUCCAGGAGAUCAACAUUGCCACCCGGACCACCUUCCUCAUGCCAGGCCAGAAGCACGUCUGUGUGACCAGCUUGCUCAUCUGCCAAGGCCAGCUCUGGGUGGGCACUGACCAGGGCAUCAUUGUUUUGCUGCCUGUUCCCCGACUGGAGGGGAUCCCCAAGAUCACAGGAAAGGGCAUGGUCUCACUCAAUGGUCACUGCGGGCCAGUGGACUUCCUGGCUGUGGCCACUAGCACUCUGGCUCCAGAUAUCCUAAGGAGUGACCAGGAUGAGGCAGAGGAGGAGAAGAGUGACGGUCCCUCCCACGAGCCUCCGCCUGCCCCGGAGAGCCACCCGACCCGAGAACUGAUCCACAAAAAGGGAAUUCUCCUUCAGUACCGUCUGCGCUCCACAGCCCACCUGCCAGGACCCCUGCUCUCCGUACGUGACCCCCCAGAUCCCGAUGGCACCGCCCUGGCCCACAGCGAAGAAGAUGGCUCUAUCUACGAGAUGGCAGAUGACCCCGACGUCUGGGUCCGCAGCCGACCCUGCGCCCGUGAUGCUCACCGUAAGGAAAUCUCUUCGGUGGCCAUCAUCUCUGGAGGACAGGGCUACCGCAACUUUGGGGGCGGAAGGCCAGCUCUGGGCAGCGAGACGGACAGCACUCUGCUCAUCUGGCAGGUUCCCUUGACGAUCUAGCCCACCCCUCCCCGCGCCAACUUCACUUAUGCCUGCUCGCCUCCCACAGUGCCUCUGGGACUGGCAUCGUGCCUCCCUGGCUUCUCUGGGCGAUCAUUUCCAGUGCCCCUUCCUCUGUCUACUGUCAGCCUGGAGUCAAACCAGAACUGAAAGGAAGUCACUUCUUCACGUGCCAGCUGCUUUGUAGGGUAAAAUAAGUCUUGAGGAGCUCUCUUGGCAGAAGGGGGAGAAAACUUUUUUUUUAAAAGAAAAAACUUUCAAAGGGUGUUUAAUUUUAUUUUAUUUUUGGUUUGGGGUUCUUGGUAGGGGAGGGAAUCUUUGGAGAAAAUGUUCUUUUAAAAUAAAUAUAUAUGUGUUUUAU
Messenger RNA from Gracilinanus agilis (Agile Gracile Mouse Opossum), 1165 nucleotides. Its product is annotated as rho guanine nucleotide exchange factor 10-like protein. Lineage: Eukaryota; Metazoa; Chordata; Mammalia; Didelphimorphia; Didelphidae. Bases 43 to 804 code for a protein of 253 amino acids. The record is from RefSeq and is a predicted model, not a curated record. The transcript has 3 exons. Gene Ontology annotation, biological process: actin cytoskeleton organization; positive regulation of stress fiber assembly; SREBP signaling pathway. Gene Ontology annotation, molecular function: guanyl-nucleotide exchange factor activity. Gene Ontology annotation, cellular component: cytosol.